AUGGCUUUUUGGACGGGUGAAAAGAACGUAGCUUGCGGUGCGUUGCCGUCCUGGUGCAACACCUCAGCUUUGCGGCUUACAAGCUGGCCUGGACGUACUCCGGCCACCUCUCCGAGAGCAGCUGCGGCUCCGCGCGGCCAAGGGCGGCAGCGGCGCCCGGGCUCAGAGGCGAGCGCGCCAGGGAGACGGGAGGAAUCUCCUCCUCACCUUGCACCCAGAUUCCCUGCGGGAACCCGACACGCCGCUGCCCCGCGCGGAGGCGCCCGAGGCCUGCGCGGGCAGCGCCGCCUCCCCGCACGGUUUCCCCCUUCCCGUCGGCAUUCCCGGGAUUUGAGGGAGCCGCUUUCGGCCCCGCCUGGCGGGAGGAGCGGGGCGCUGCAGGGCCCGGGCCCGCCCCGGGGAGGCACCGCGCAUGCGCAGAGGCCGCUGCUCCGCAACCGCCGGCUGAGCGCUCGCGGCGGCGCCGCGGAGGAGCGGGGCGGAGGGGCGGGGGAGCCGGCGGGGGACGGGGUGCGCGCCGCCAACCGCCGCCAACCGCCGCCAACCGCCGCCAUGUGGAAGCUGGUGCCCGCCGCGGGAGCAGGGGAGCCCUACCGGCUUCUGGCCGGCGCGGAGUACGUGGUGGGGCGCAAGAACUGCCCCGUCCUGCUCCAGGAUGACCAGUCCAUCAGCCGCAGUCACGCCGUGCUCGCCGUGGGCCGUCCCGCCGCAACCCCCAGCCAGUCUCUCUCAGGCCCUGUAUUAACGAUAAAAGAUACCUCCAAAUAUGGUACUUUUGUUAAUGGAACAAAACUGGAUGGUGCUUCAAGGACUUUGCAGUCUGGUGACAGAGUCAAUUUUGGAGUGUUUGAGAGCAAGUUUAGAGUAGAAUAUGAAUCCUUAGUUGUCUGUUCCUCAUGUUUGGAUGUUGCUGAAAAAACUGCUCUGAAUGAAGCCAUCCAACAGCUGGGAGGCCUUGUAGUGAAUGAAUGGACCACCAAGUGUACUCACCUUGUUAUGGUGUCAGUAAAAGUUACAGUUAAGACUAUAUGUGCUUUGAUUUGUGGUCGACCGAUUAUAAAACCAGAGUUUUUUGUUGAAUUAAUCAAAGCCAUUCAGUCCAGACAACAUUUGCCAGCUCCUGAAAGCUUUUAUCCCCCAGUUGAUGAGCCUUCCAUUGGUACAGAAAAACUGGAUCUAUCUGAGCAUCAUGAAAGGAAAAAGAUAUUCAGUGGAAAAACUUUCCUUUUUCUAACUGCCAAGCAGCACAAGAAACUGAGUCCAGCAGUCAUUCUGGGAGGAGGAGAAGCRAAAUUGAUGACAGAGGGAAAAAAAGAAACUUCUUUCCUGGUUGAUCCUAACAUUUGUGUUGUUGAUAUUGGCCUGACAAACUCACAGAUCCCAGUWUCUGAGUCUGUGAGAAACUGGACUGAUUCCAUUCUGACCCUUCUGCACAGCAAGGACCUAAGGGCUAUUCCCGAGGCGGAAAUCGGACUGGCAGUUCUCUUCAUGUCUACAGAAAGGUACUGCAACCCUCGAAAGCAGCCUGGGGACAAAGCUGCAUCUAAAGCUGCUUCUGCAGCAGCUGUCCUGGGGCCAGCCAUUUCCCAGAGUUUGGCUGUGGAUGAAACCGUGGUGCCAGCGACUGUGGAGAGCGCAGCGUACGUAGCUGACACGCAGCUGGAAGAGCCGGCCUGCAUGGGGACAGCAAAAACUCCCCAGAUAGAUAGAAAAGGAAAAACGGCUUUCCAGGAUAUAACCACUGUAAAGGAAAAGCCUAAUAUAAGUGGCCAUGUAAAUGCAGGAACCUUGACACCUAGAAUGAACAAAACAUCUGGAUUUAGCCAAAAAAGUCAGCCUCUUUCACCCUGUAAAUUUUCAGAAGUGGCUAAAGCUAGAGAGAGUGCCUCCCAUCAGCAGUCCUACUCAAUUACAGACUACUUCCAGGUAGCCAGAGGGAAGAGAGAAAGAACUGAAGAAGCAGGAGAAACGUCUGUACCGAAACUGGCAAAAUUGGAGAAAGGUUUGUCACCCGUUUUCAAGCAGACUCGGCCCACGGCUUCAUCAGUGGGGAGUGUCAAAGCAGAACRGCAUCAAAAGGAAAAUACCAUUCUGCACAAAAAAGCAGAUUUUGCACUGGAAGACACAGGUAUAAAGAGGGAAGCUGGUAAACCAGCAAAUGAUAAAAUGGACAAUAAYGAAAAGCAGGCACCAAAGAAGAGAAAGGAGAUGGAGGAUUUGUCUGAAGAUACAGAGGCACUAGAAAUUGUGUUUGGAAGCAGAGACCUGGACUGGAAAGAUGACACAGGAGGUCAUGGCCAGAAAUCCCAAGGCAAUAUGCAAAAAAAAAGAUGUUUGGAAGCAAGAGGAAGCAGAACUGAAGAAGUAAAUGCUACAGCAAGAGAGGAGAGUAAAAUACAAAAAGAAGAGGAACAUGGAUCAGUUCUAACUCCUGAAAAGAAAAUGGGUAUCAAGCAAGAGCUGCCAGCCUUGAACCACAACAGUCUUCAAGAUGACUCCAGCCAUCUUCCCAGCAGACUGCUGCUCACUGAGUUCAGGUCACUGGUUGUCAGCCAGGCAAGACCAAACAGUCACCUCUUCACAAACACCCGUUAUGGGGGACAGAAAAAUUUCAAGACCUUCAAAAAGGUUGCUUACCCAGGGUCAGGACAACUUCCAUACAUCAUUGGAGGAUCAGAUUUGAUUGCUCACCGUGCUAAAAAGAGUUCAGAGCUAGAGGACUGGUUAAGGCAAGAACUAGAGGAGCAGAAUCGACAUGCAAGGGAAGAAUCACUUGCUGAUGAUCUCUUUAGGUAUGAUCCUAGUGUGAAAAGGAGAAGAUAAAUUGUGACCUGAAUUUACAGUACUUCUCCAGCAAAGUCUGCUUUUUGCUGCUUAUGAAUAU
Molecule: messenger RNA, 2884 nt
Organism: Nothoprocta perdicaria
Lineage: Eukaryota; Metazoa; Chordata; Aves; Tinamiformes; Tinamidae
Gene: NBN
Product: nibrin
Exons: 17
Coding region: 1-2823 (940 amino acids)
Biological process (GO): telomere maintenance; mitotic G2 DNA damage checkpoint signaling; double-strand break repair via homologous recombination
Cellular component (GO): nucleus; Mre11 complex
Molecular function (GO): damaged DNA binding; protein binding
Source: RefSeq, a predicted model, not a curated record